UGUCGCAGUAGCCGGGCAGCAUUUUCAAGCGAAUCAGGGGUAGGCGGCAAUUGACAAUCCGAGAAACUCAUUAAGAACAUCUGUGGAUGCAUCCUGUGGCCGGUCAAUGGGCGAGACAAUGGGCAGGCCGCUGCCGCCUCGGUAUUGGAAGUACGGGUGAUCAGUCCACAAAUGUGGGAUCCCGGCGUACCGAUCGGGCUGGCAUGGAUGGGUGCGGCAAUGCAUUUAGCCGUUCAGCGCGCCAACGAGCGGUAUGCGGAGCGGGGACUGCGUUUCGUGCUACAACCCGUGGACGCCAUGUACAACCAGACCUGCUUGACCGCCGGUACUAACGGAGCCAGGCUUUUGGCCGAUGUCUACUACCGGCAUAACUUAAAGCAUCACGCGCCCAACACCUGCAACAUCUACUUCACCCAUACGUGUAUGGACUACUUUCAGCUGCUCUGCUUGUCGGACGCAUGGAAUGCCUUCUUUUUCAAUAAUGGCAUUGCAACGCUCUCUUCCCUUCCACCCUUACCGACAGCAUCGCACAUGUUGAACGUAGCGGGCAGCGAAAUAGGCCUGGCGCGCACUUUAUGGGCCAUUCUGAACAACUGGGGCUGGUCGCACGUGGCCUUCUUCCUGGACACGCGCGCCCCAACCAUCUUCUAUUCCAGCAUCCUCAACGCCGCGAAGGCGGUGGCUUUCCAAGAUGGCCUUGCCAACAGCAACACCACUAUCGCCACGUAUCCGUUCCAGGCAAAUGACAACGCCUCCAUUGUCGAUGGCCUGCUGCGCGCCAAAGAUACCAGUCGCGUGUUCAUCCUGUGUGCCUCGGGAUCCGUAGCCUACCUGAUUAUGGAUCUCGCCAGUCAGCUCGGAAUGAUCAACGGAGAAUACAUGCUGUUCAAUAUACAGGCUGUCCAGAAUAAUUAUUAUGGAAAGGCUUCUUUUUUCAACAAUCCCACUCCGUUGAUGUUAAAUUUAACGUGGAACUUGAUGUUCAUCGUCUUCCACGAAGCCGACGGCACCGACGACGAGCGGCAACUGAACGAACAACUGCGCCAAUUAGCCCAAGAUCUCUACAACAACACCUACGAGCCAGGAUUCCAGCCGCUGAGCAAUUACGCUGCACGUGCGGCCUACACUUCCUUUCAGCUAAUCGGUGACGUCCUGGUCAACAACCUCGAUAAUUACCGCCGAUUGACCAGUCUGCAGCGCGCCACUUUCUGCACCGGCGACCACCUGGCGUCGCUCUUCUUCAAUCGCACCUUCAACUUGUCGCACGCUGAUGUCCGGGUAGACUCUCAUGGAUUGUCCAGCCAGGACGUCGACAUUUGGAAGUUCGAUUCGCAGACAAGAAAUAUGAGUGUAUUCGCGGUGUAUCGCUCCGUCAGUGGCGCCUUCGAACUGAAAAACCGGUCGGUGCAGGACUGGCCGACCGGAAGCCCGCCGCUGGAUGUUCCCGUGUGCGGCUUCUCUGGACUGGAAGGGCCUUGUCGCCAUCGCGCGCUGAGCAAAGGCAUUUUGGGCGUUGCUCUUCCGGUUGCUACCUGCGUGGCUGUGGUGACCUUGGCUGCAUCUUGUGCCACAAUAUGUGGGAUCCGAAAACGAGCGCGGCGUAAUGCCCGCUCACGCUACUGGUGGCUAAUCAACGAGAACGAGUUGGACGCCAGGCUGGAUAGGAGCGGAACACACGUCGUCACUCCGGUGUCGUGGAGGGGGAGAACAGUCUGGGUGACGGCUUUGAAUGUUGAGGGCCAGCCUAACCUCGCGUUAGUGGCGCAGUGCGUUCCCGACACAACGCACCCUAAUGUUAACGUUCUACUGGGAAUUGUUAUUCUGGCACACCGAGCCUUCAUUUUCUCAGACUACUAUAAGCGCGGCUCGCUGGUAACCCUGUUGGAAGGGAUGAAACUGGACGAGGAUUUCCAGCUGGCAUUAACACGCGAUUUGGCCAAAGGUAUGAGUUAUCUGCACACUACCCUUGGCCGCCCGCACGGCCGCCUCCGCUCCAACUGCUGCCUCAUCGACGACCGCUUUACGCUGCGUAUUGGCCAGUUCGGUUACGCCGACAUUGGCCACGCUCUGUCGCCGAGCGACGACCUAGAUGCUGCUGGUUCUGCCAAAGACCUGGCUUUACCGAGAGACGUUUACGCUGUCGGGCAGAUACUCCUAUUCAUUAUCCAUCAAUCCGCCAGUAACGUGUCGUACCAAUUACCGACCAGAGAGGCAUCUCCGGAUGCAGCGAACGAGAUUACCAACGCAGACGCGGAUAUCCAACGGCGCCUGGCCGAGCUGGCCAACUUGUGCCUGCGCACCAACCCUUCCCUGCGCCCCACCGCCAAGCAGCUGCUGACCACCAUCGGGCGAAUGCAUGUGCCCGGGCAGCCGGUAUCCAACAAUAUCGUCGACAGCAUCAUUCGCCGCUUCGAGGCCUACACGCUGACGCUGAACGAGGCGGUGCGGUUACAGACCGAGGAAUUAAUCAGCGAGCGGAGGAAAUGCGACGAUCUGCUCCGGGAACUUCUGCCCAGGUCCGUCGUGGAUCACCUGCGCAACCGGCAAACGAUGGUAGCGGAGUAUUAUUCCUGCGUCAGCAUCAUCUUCUCCGAUCUCGACGGCUUUGUCGACUGGGUGAGUCACGUGCCGCCGGGAGCGGUAAUCCAAGCCGUGACGUCCAUGUUCAGCGCCUUUGACGAGGCCAUCCAGGAGAUGGAUGUCUACAAGGUGGAGACGGUGCGCGACAGCUACAUGGCGGUGAGUGGAAUCCCUGCUCGAGGCGAUAAUCAACAUGCUUUGGAGGUGUGCCAGAUGUCCAUCAAGCUAAUGAAAGUGCUGGAAAGCAGCGGAGUCAUUGACCACAGCCGUGUAGUGAUGCCAGGGGAAGACGGUUCUGAGCCCGUUGCGCUGCGAUUGCGGUGCGGUAUCCACUCGGGUCCCUGUGCCGCUGGGGUGGUCGGCAUGCGCGUACCUCGCUACUGCUUGUUCGGUGAUACAGUGAACGUGGCGGCCCGCAUGAACAGCCACGGUGAGGGCGGCCGCAUCCACCUCAGCCAGGCCAGCCGCGACCUCCUGGCUGAUACCGACACCGGUCACCGCUUUCGCCUACAAGAGAGAGGACUGCUAUCAAUUAAGGGGAAAGGCGACAUGCUGACCUUCUGGCUUCUGCACUAACGCAACCGUCACCGUGACCAGCAUCUUCGUUUUGACAACGAAAUAAGAGGCUUUUAUUGUACAGUUGUGCUUCAUGUGGCUGCCUUUGCACAGAGUGGCGAGUGCAACGAGU
Messenger RNA from Paramacrobiotus metropolitanus, 3268 nucleotides. Its product is annotated as atrial natriuretic peptide receptor 1-like. The record is from RefSeq and is a predicted model, not a curated record. Lineage: Eukaryota; Metazoa; Tardigrada; Eutardigrada; Parachela; Macrobiotidae. Gene Ontology annotation, biological process: intracellular signal transduction; receptor guanylyl cyclase signaling pathway; protein phosphorylation. The transcript has 20 exons. The coding region runs from base 172 to 3156 and encodes 994 amino acids. Gene Ontology annotation, molecular function: peptide receptor activity; protein tyrosine kinase activity; ATP binding.